UCCUCCUCAGUCCCCCGACUCCGUUACUCUCUCGUUCUCUUCAUCCCUUUCACUUUUUUUCAAAGCUUUUAUUCUAUCCGGCAAGAUGGCAGAUUGGGGUCCUGUGUUAGUAGCGACGGUGCUGUUCGUUCUGCUUUGUCCUGGACUGCUGUUUCAAAUACCCGGGCGGAACAAGGUUGUGGAGUUCGGGAACAUGCACACCAGUGGAGCUUCGAUUGUUGUACAUGCUAUUAUCUACUUUGGUCUCAUUACUAUAUUUUGUAUCGCCAUCGGAGUUCAUAUCAAUGCUUCUCAAUGAUGUUUGAUUUUGUAA
Messenger RNA from Hibiscus syriacus, 313 nucleotides. RefSeq lists its product as uncharacterized. The coding region runs from base 86 to 298 and encodes 70 amino acids. The record is from RefSeq and is a predicted model, not a curated record. The transcript has a single exon. NCBI's taxonomy places the organism in Eukaryota, Viridiplantae, Streptophyta, Magnoliopsida, Malvales, Malvaceae.